Messenger RNA from Cyprinodon tularosa, 4880 nucleotides. It is a transcript of the gene vwa5b1, whose product is annotated as von Willebrand factor A domain containing 5B1. The transcript is spliced from 22 exons. The coding region runs from base 349 to 4173 and encodes 1274 amino acids. Lineage: Eukaryota; Metazoa; Chordata; Actinopteri; Cyprinodontiformes; Cyprinodontidae. The record is from RefSeq and is a predicted model, not a curated record.
UCUAGGAGGAGGAUGAGGAGGAGGGGGCAGUGGAAGAAAUAAAUGAAACAGUUUCUGUAACCACAUGUUGCUGGGUUUGACUGAAGCACUGCUGCUGCAGCAGCCUCUACCCCGCUCCCCUCCUUGCAUUGUGCGUCUGCGUGUGUAGUUCCUGCCACCUGUGGCAGCAAUCCUAUAACCUAAACGCAAGGAAAAAUAAUUAUAAUAAAAAAAAGAAAACAGCAGUGAAGAGAAGAGAAAAGGAGAGGCUGGGCGAAGGGGAGGUGUUCUUUCAUGUUAAGUGGACUUCUGACUGAGAGAGAGCCACGCUGCACUUGACACAAAUGAAAGAAUCUUAAAGCCAGCAGAAUGCCAGGACUCAUUAACAAGGAGACCCGGUGUGCUCUGCCUCUCAGUGUGUCUGACAUCACCUGCUGCGUCAGGGGUUACACUCUGGCCCUGACGGCCUCUAUGACCUAUGAGAAUAUUGAAGAUCAUGCCAUUGAGGGCAUCUUCAUAUAUCCACUGGAGGAAAAUUCCAUUGUUGUAGGGUUUGAGGCGAUGAUAUCCAGUCAAAUUAUAACGCUGCAAAUUAAGGGCAAGGCAAAACUUGAUGAUUGCUAUCAGGACAGCUGCCACACAUCUAACGGAGCGCUGCAUAGCAGCACUGUUACAGGAAACAUACUGCUGGAUGAGGAUUUUGAGAGGACUGUGCUUGUGGUUAAUCUUGGAAUUAUCCCUCCGAUGGAGACCGUUCACAUCCUGGUCAGCACAUCCUCUGAGCUCACCACCCUGCCCAGCGGGGGUAUCAGGGUCUCAUCCCCACCAGUUUGCACACCUCGGGUGCAAAGGACCAUCAACGAGGAGCAGGGGUUGUCUCCAAACUUUUCUAGAACGCGUGAAAAACCCACUUGUGCUUCAAGCCCUCAUGAUCAUAAUCCAAACACCUCUCCGCUGUGGCUAGCAGUGCUGCUGGAGGAUGAGGCCAUAAACUCCAUGGACUAUGAAUUUAACUUCCAGCUGGAGAUCCGGGCUCCGUAUCUCCUCGCAGGAGUGGAGAGCCCUUCUCAUGCCAUCCGAGCUGAUGCAGACCCUCUUGCUCGCUCGGCAACCAGCGUCGUCAUCACACUGGCUGACAAGUACACUUACGACUGCCCUGUGGAAAUACUUAUCUACCCCAGCGAGCCCCAUGUGCCCCACGUGCUCGUCGAGAAUGGAGACAUGACGCAGGAGGAAUACGAUGAGUACCUUCACAGUCGGAGUGAUUUCAUCAAAGCAACCAAAAAGGACUCCAGCAAUCAGAGGAAAGUAGAUGUCAUUCACAGACGGCUGCAUAAGGACAUCCUUCACAACCCUGUGGUCAUGUUAAACUUUUGUCCUGACCUCAAAUCUAUCUGCUCGGACCUGAGGAAAGUUCACGGUGAAUUCAUUUUCCUUAUUGACCGAAGCGGCAGCAUGAGUGGACCCAACAUCCACCGUGUGAAGGAUGCCAUGGUGGUUAUUCUCAAGAGUCUGAUGCCUGGCUGCCUUUUCAACAUUGUUGGAUUUGGAUCCACUUUUAAGUCACUCUUUGCCACCAGCCAAAACUACGAGGAGGAGGCCCUGGCUCAAGCUUGUGAUUACAUCAGGAAGAUGAGAGCCGACAUGGGGGGAACCAACAUCCUGGCGCCGCUCACCUGGAUUAUGAGGCAGCCCACGUUCAGCGGUCACCCCAGGCUGCUCUUCCUGCUCACAGACGGUGCAGUCAGCAACACGGGAAGGGUUAUUGAGCUGAUCCGCAGCCAUGCACGCUAUAUCAGAUGUUUUUCAUUCGGCAUAGGACAGAAUGCUUGCCGGAGGCUCGUGCAUGGACUGGCGGCUGUUUCCAAAGGAACAGCUGAAUUCCUGUCUGACGGAGAGAGGCUGCAGCCCAAGAUGAUAAAAUCACUGAAGAAAACCAUGUCCCCUGUACUCAGUGACAUUUCCAUUGAAUGGCUCUUUCCUGAAACCAAAGAGGUGCUGCUCUCCCCCGUUGGCAACACCUUCCUCUUUCCUGGGGACAGUCUGAUUGGCUACAGUGUGGUGUGCGACACCACUCGUUACCAUGACAACCCCAAAUCUGAUAAAAGGAGGCGAUACAGCAUGAUGCGCUCCAUUGAGUCAGACAGCUCGGUCUUUUACCACUCGCAAGAAGAGGAGGCGGGGAGGACAGGAGUUGACAGUCACGGGUCCCUCCGGGAAGCACCCUCUGGCACGCUCCAUGACUCCUACCAGGACUCCAUGAUGGAGAGGGGCCCUGUCAUGACAGAGCCAGACUUCACAGAUGACACAUCACCAAGGAGACGAGCCUACAGCACUAACCAACUGAUGGACUACAACCCAGGGAAGAAAACCUUCACUCUCAGUGACCCUAACUCUGUGGUGCCCAAGAAUCCUCUGAGAAGGAGUAAAGUCCAGGAGCUGACAGGCCAGAUGAGCCCCGAGCAUGAAGUGCAAUGGAAGAACGACUACCAGCCACAGCUGGCCAUGUCGUUCAGAGGGCGACCGGCCAGCUGUCCCAAACCGUCUCCUCAGCAGGAGCUGCCUCCACAGCAGGAAGAAAGCUCUGAGCUUCAUCCCCAACCACAGCUACAGGAUGGACCUCAGCCAAGCGACAGCAGAGGGGCGCCUCUCGCUCGCCCUCCUGCUGGGGAUGAAGGGUCCAGAUCGUCCACUGACAGCCCCUCUGUUGGCAGCGUUGGCGACACAGAUGGAUAUGGGCACCAACUGUGUCAAGCAGAAACACCUCAGGAGACCCAUGCCUCACAUCUGGGGAGCACCAGCCAGCACAAAGGGAACUGCAAAGCGGUGGUGUCAGGACUGCUGUGUGGUCAGCCGAUGAAGUGGGACGUGGUCUUUGACAUCGAACCCUUUUUAAGCGGCCGGGAACGAGAGGAAAAGGUUCACGAAGAGCUGUGGAAUGAGACGUUUCACCACCUGGCCGGGAGUUCAAUCAUUCAAGACUUUGAGCACAUGGCCGAUAAAGAGUCGGAGAUAGAGCAAGGUUCUGGCAGGAAGUACCAGGUAUACGCUAUUCACACCAGCAAAGCCUGCAAUAUUCUCAGCAAAUACACAGCAUUUGUUCCCAUUGACUUGGACACCAAUGAGUAUUUGCCAACGUGUGUUGAAUGCAUAAAUACUGGGUCAGGACUGAAGAGAAGCUCCAGGUCUCGAUCGGGGAGCAGGAAGAACAGAGGGUACUCCAUCGGGCUCGGUCGCUCCCAGUCAGGGGGCAUGUCAGAGGAAGCCGAAGAUAUGCCUUACAAUGCAGAGGAUGGAGUCUCUCCAUGCAGCACCCCCUCCUCUGCCGGCUGGGAGAAAUGCAGCUUCACAGAAGUUGCCCCACAGAGGAGUCCAUCUGUGACAUCUGACCAAUCACAGAAAUCAGUGGAGAGUCUUUUUUCUGCCAGGCUGGCCCUCAGCAGGACUCGCCUACUGACCCGAGCUGCCAAAGGAUUCAUGUGUCGAUCUCACAGCAAGUCCGGUGAUUCAAUAGGAGAGAGUGAAAACGAGAACAAAGACUACAUUCCCCUGGUGUUGCUGCAGUUAGCCUGCGGUGCAUUUCUCCUGGACUCAGCUCUGUGUGAAGCCAUUAACGUGCCAAUGGACAAGCUGAAGUGGACGUCACCCUUCACCAGCCACCGCUCCAGCCUGGGCCCCCUGUCUCACUCCAGCAGCCGCCGCACUGACAGCUCAGAUGAUGGGUCCAGAUCACCGCUUGAGCCAGAUCAUUAUCAGAGAGCGGCAGAGCACACUGCUGGCAUCCACAGCCCCUCUUAUCUAUCUAGAAACGCAUGGCAGGAUGCUGCUCAGCCCACCGCCUUCGAGCCCCAGUUUUUCCCGUUCACCCAGGCGGAUGCUGGAAGGAGCUCGGGUUUCGGCGGCUCGGAAACAGCAUCACCCAGCAGCUCACUGAAGAGGAUGCAGGAUCCGGAGAAUUUGGUGUGGGCAACAGCAGUUGCCCUGGCCUGGCUGGAGCACAGCUCUGCCAGUUAUUUUACGGAGUGGGAGCUGGUGGCUGCCAAAGCCAGCAUGUGGCUGAAUGCACAGGACAUCCCGGAGGGGAAAGAUUUAGCCUCCAUCAAGGCUGCUGCCAAUCAGCUCUUCAUAAUUCUCAGACACUGGGAUGAAAACCUGCAGCUGAACAUGCUCUGUUACAACCCCAACAGUGUCUGAGACCUGAAACACACCACUGAAGGCACCGAGUGCCGUACGUUACUAUGCUUACCAUGGCUGUACCGUCACAGCAGCGUUGCAGUAUUCAAACCCCUUGAAAUGUAUUCAUAUUAUGUUACAUGAUAGACAAACACCAAGCAUGGUUUUGUUGUAAAAGGAAAAUGCUCAAUUCAUUUCAAAAAUAGAAAUUAAAAUUAAAAAAUUAGGCUGAGGAUUUUGAUUCGACCCUCUUUGCUUAUAACCUCUUAAAUAGAAGCCAGUCUAAAAAAAAUUACUCUGAACGUUAUCAAUAAAUGCAAUCAUUUGUGUGCAAUUUAAUUUAGGAAUAAAGGAAGUUGUUCUACAAAUGCCCCAGAGGCUCAUUAGAAAGAGUAGCAUUUUUUUUUUAAUUCUUUCUCUCUUUUCUUUAUGUCUAUCUCUCUCUUCCCCUCUCCCUUUUUAUAUCUGUACGUUGCAUACCAUUUCAUUCCCUAAACCAGGGGUCACUAACCUUUUUAAGGCUGAGGGCCACUUCAAGGGUACCGAGACUUAGGAAGGGCGACCAUUACUGACCCAUGAGCUGCAAGAGUUAGCGUUAGCCUAAACUUUGCUCAUUAUCAACAUAUUUUUAUUGUUUCUGUUAAUUUCUAAGUUUAUUUAGACAUUUUCAUUUUGAAAUCUCUAUAAAUGAUUAAAAAGAAGAGCAACAGAAUAAAAUAACAUUUCAA